This is a messenger RNA of Xyrichtys novacula (pearly razorfish), 3426 nucleotides long. NCBI's taxonomy places the organism in Eukaryota, Metazoa, Chordata, Actinopteri, Labriformes, Labridae. The record is from the annotation of a GenBank genome assembly.
AUGCUAAAGUUGCUAACGUUUUAACUCUUCUUAGACAUUUCAUAAAUGUUGCCUUGAGAUCCAGUUUUGGAUAACCAAACCACGUUCACAGACAUUUUUAAUCGGACUUUGUUCGUAGUUUAAAGAUGUUUUCCAUUAAAAUCAUCAUAUUUUAGGUUUCAGUCUUUAGCUUUGUUAGCUUAAAGGAAGUUUAGCUGCUAGCUAACGUAACUGAGUGUUUCUGGAGAAAGAGAGUCUGUGGGUUCUUCUAAAAAUGUCUAAAGUCCAAAUACUGAAGGUUUUCAUCAACCAGAGACUGAGUGCAGCUGCUGAAGAGAUCUUUGAGCUGUUUGAAAGAACGAUAUUAGAGUACGAGGAGAAACUCUGUGGAUCGAAAGAGAAUCAACACAAACAGAUGGAGAACCCCAACAGAGCAGGUUUGUUCUGUUUUACAGUUUUAAAGGUUAUACAAAGUUUUUUUUGGGAGGGGGGGUGGUACCUUGCGGAUUUUAAUGUUGAACUUAAGAAGAAAUUGUUACAGAGUUGUUAGACCAAACUAUGGUCAUAAUAAAACAAUUGUUCUUAAGACAUCAUCAUAAUAGCUGAAUAUAAUACAAGAUCACACCUGUUUCACUCUACAUCAGAAAUAUUACUUUUAAAAGUGUUCAGGCGUGUUUAUUGUUUCUUAUUUACAUGCUUUAUGUGUAAUUUUGUAUUUCUGUCCACACUUUGUGUUUGUACGCGACCAAAUGGGCUAAAAGUGCAGUAGGCAGGAUUCUGUUAAAGAAGCAUCUUUUUUUGUGGUGAAUUUACAAAAAAUCCUUUAAUAUCAGUCAAUAGUUCUCAGUUAUUGAUGACAUUUGGGAAUAUAUCGAUAUCUCUGUGUUCUCUUAUGUCUGUGUCGUCACAUUUUAACAUUUUUGAGCGGUCCGCUCUUUCUGACUGUAAACAAAGCCGUUCUUCACCUCCCCGACCUGAUUGGUUGUGAGGCAGACACUGCUCCCCCGUGUCGUUCAGGAGCCCAAACAAAGUUAGCGUGCUACAAUAUCGGACAGUAGAAACCAACCAGAAAGUUCGGAAAACUGUCAGAAUCCUCCUUUGGCCAUGACUGCCGACACAAGCAAGAAAACAAAGUAAAUACCGGAGACUCUGGAGGAAUAACGGGCGCUUAAAACGGAGGUAGACCGGACAAGAGCUAAAAAGCCGGGUCAACAUAAACCAUGGGGGACGCUUGGGGAUCUUGGUGACCCUGUAACCUUUCUGCUGGACAGGUAAACCGCUUUAACAAAGUAAGACAAGUGUCUGUAACAGAAGUGUUUCUUGUCAAACGGACCUGCUGUAGCGUGUUGUAGCGCCAUCGCUAAACUGUCCUCCCUCAGGUCCUGGACUAUGUCACUUUAUCCUUGUUGUAGAAGUCCUGCAAACAUUGUGUUUGCUGGUAGUCUGUUGGCAUCUACAGUAGCACCAAUGCUUUUGACUUUCACCUUGACUGGGCCCCAUUUGUAAUUAUCCGAAGUAUUUCUUUGCAUUAUAUCAGAAUUUAAUUGGAACGAUACGAGCGAGCAGGAGCGUCUGUUUGUGGGCGGGGCUUGCUGAAGCAGAGAGGGAGGGGAGAGGAGGAGCUGAGGGGGAAACUGGUUGGGAGGGGUAGAGUUUACAUCCAAGAUUUCUCCUAAAAACUGGAACUUCCUCAGAUCCUGACUACCCCACCUUUAAUUAUUCAGGUCCUUUUAAAAAGGCCCAUUGGACAGGUGUUAUAAAGCAGUUGUGGGGCAGUUCAAUAAGACAACACAGGAUUGGAGACAGCUGAUAGUGCAAAAAAAACUAUUCAGAUCUGAUAAACAAUAGCAGAAUAUUGAGCUCUGUCAGCAGUUUAAAGAGAAGAUAUUUUAUCACUUCCAACCUUCGCACAUCAGUCAAAGAUCUUUCUUUGUCCCUCUAAAAAUAAAAUAUAAUAAAACAGUGAUAUCAGUGGUUUUAAUAACAAUCUUUGUUGUUCUCCACAGACAUCCAGCAGCUGCAGGUACAUAAAGAAGAGGUUCUGUCUGAGCAGCAGAGGAGUAGUACCAGUCUGGACCAGGAGGACCCAAUAAAACCACCACAUAUCAAAGAAGAAGAGGAGGGACUGUGGGCCAGGCAGGAGGGAGAGCAGCUUCAGAGACGAGAGGAGGCUGAAAUCAGCAUGGUAACAUUAAUGCCUCUUCCUGUGAAGAGUGAAGAAGGUAGAAAACAAACUGAGGAGAACAGAGAUGGAGAUCAUUUGAAAACAAAAGUUGAUGGAGAGAGCUGUAGAGGAUCAGAACCAGACAUGGACUUUAAUCCUGGAAGACAUGUGCAACUCGCUACUGAUGAGGAGACUUCACCCUCUGACUCUGACACAGACGACAGCAGCUGGGAUUGGGAGGAGAUCAGUGAACUGCGCUCAAGUUUCAACUCUCAGCAAAACAAAGAAGAAACUUUCAGUAACGCCGAGUGUAGUACUGUAGAAACAUCUGUGAGCUCCUUUGAAUGUGCCGCAAGUUCUGGGCAAAACGAACAUCUACAAGACAAAGGGAUCCAAACAGAAGAGAAACAGUACAGCUGCCACAUUUGUGAUAAAAGAUAUUCAAGUAAAAAAUGUUUACAAAAACACACCAUACGUCAUUCAGAAGAAAAAAGUUACAGCUGCUCCGUUUGUAAGAGAAGCUUUAACUGGAGAGGAGAGUACGUGAGGCACAUGAGAACGCACACGGGAGAGAAACCUUACAGCUGCUCCGUUUGUGGUAAAAGAUUUUCACUCAAUGGAAACCUGACACAACAUUUUGCCGUCCACACGGGGGAGAAACCGUUUAGUUGUUCAGUUUGUGGUCACAAAUUCACACACCGAGGAGCACUGAACAGACACUCUGUUGUCCACUCAGGAGAGAAACCGUAUAGUUGCAGCAUUUGUGGCAGGAGGUUUGGUCUUCCACAAUAUGUCAAAUUACACAAGUGUGGAAGUAAAAACAGCAGAUGUAAAUGAUUCCUCUAGAUUCUCACAGGACCAGAGCUUAUCUUAAUAUUUACUGUUUUUAAAAUGGACUUUACACACAGGGAAACUUGGUCAUUCAAAACUCCAUUUACAUUCUAAAAAUCUUUACUCAAGCGCCCUUAAUGUCUGUUUUUGUCAUCAUCUUUGCCACAACAAAACAAAUAGUCACACGACUGAUUUUCAUGAUGAAGUAAUUUAUACACAUGCUUUCAUUUUUAUAAGUAAUUCUAAUUUAUAUGCAUGAUUUCAUUAUUUUAAAUUCAAGUGUUAAGAUUUGAUUAUAAGGGUACUGAAAACAUGAUUUUAUCUAAAAUGAGUUUCCAAAAAGACUUGGAUUGUUUUAUUCACAAAGCUUUUCUUGACAUUGUUUUCAAAAAAGUCAAACUGUUUACAAUUUAUGUUCAGAAAAAAAUAAAGACAAGUGUGAUCCAAUAAAA